AUGCAGCAGCAGAUGCAGCUUCACCUGCCGCCCCAGCAGCCAGUUCAACAAAUGCAACAGCAGCUCGAACAGCAACGACAGCAAUUGCACCCGCCCAUGCAACAUUAUCAACAGGGAGCGCAGCAGCACCAGCAGCAGCAGCAACAACAACAGCAGCCACCACCACAACAACAGCAAUCACAACCACAACCACAACCAUCGCGGCAACAGCGACAACACCAGCCACAGCAACCACAGCAACCACAGCAACCACAGCAACCACAGCAGCAACUCCAACAAUCCCAACAGCAGCAACUCCAACAAUCCCAACAGCAGCAACUCCAACAAUCCCAACAGCAGCAACAAGCCCAACAAAUACAAUCCCAACAGCAAGGAGAAGGCCCAAACUCCCAGAUGGCCCUCCUUCCACCGCCUCAGGACCGUCUGUACCCAACCUUUGAGGCUUUACAGGCCGACCUCAAGGCCUUCACGCGAGCUCAGGGUUACGCCAUGGUCAUCAUCUCGUCGCUCAACCGCGACGCCAAUGGCCAAUAUCGGCGCUACAACCUGUGCUGCUCCAAGGGUGGCAAGAGCUACACGUCGCACAGUCGUGGCCUGCGCCAGACCAAGUCCACCAAGACGGGUUGUCCGAUGCGCUGCAAGGCAAUCCAGGAGAAGGCCUGGCCCUACGACGACAAGUGGCACAUCAUUGUUCAGUGCGCCGAGCACAACCACGAGCCCUUCACGGGCGAGCAGGGCGUCAACGUGCCCUCGCAGUUCCGCAAGAUUGAGCAAGACGGCAUGCGCUGGCUCAUGAUCAUGCACCGCGAGGCCCAGCUAAACCUGCGCCAGUUGACCAUUGGCAUUCGCAUAUCGUUUGGCGACAAGUACCAGUACGUCAAGAAGAGCGAUGUCCGCAACAUGCUGGCAAAAAUAAAGCGCGAGGAAGAGCGCAAGGCCGCUGCGGCCGCUGCUGCUCAGGGGCUGCCAGCGAACCUGCCCUACACCAUCAUUCCGCAGUCUCACCUGCCGCCGCCUCCUCCGCCUCAGCAGGUUGAGCGAAUGCCCCAGUUACCGCCAGAUUUGCAGGUGCCGGAUCCAGAUCUUGAGUCGGAUGACGAUGGUGAUGAGAUUUGA
Messenger RNA from Canariomyces notabilis, 1116 nucleotides. RefSeq lists its product as uncharacterized. NCBI's taxonomy places the organism in Eukaryota, Fungi, Ascomycota, Sordariomycetes, Sordariales, Chaetomiaceae. The transcript has a single exon. The record is from RefSeq and is a predicted model, not a curated record. Bases 1 to 1116 code for a protein of 371 amino acids.